AUGGCUACCUCAUUUUUUACAUAUGUUCUUUUCUCCAUCCUCUUCACAUCUACACUUGUGAAGGGAGAUUUAGUCACCGAUGUUUGCAUCAAGACACCCGUUCCUUCUUUAUGUGAGAAACUUUUACGAUCAGACCCUCGUUCCAAAACUGCAGAUCUUGAAACCCUAGGCACAAUCGCGUUCAACAUGACUUCGGACCUCAUAACAUCAACAUCAACUAUGGUGGAGUUUCUCUAUGAUAACGCGACGAGCACGGCAAUGAGAGAACUAUUCCGUUUUUGUUCGUCGUAUUAUGCAUAUGUAGAGGUAUGUACAGAAAAUGCGAUCGGCUAUUAUAAGGACAAAAAUUACGGACAAGUAGUCAAUUUUAUGACUAAAUCGAUUGAUGAAGUGCGUUUAUGUGACAAGAGCCUUCGAUACAAAGAUGAAAAUAAGAAUCUUAAACAAGCUAGUUUGUCAUUGCAACAAUAUUUUAUUGCUAUUAUUGUAAUAGCCAUUCGUCUCUAG
Molecule: messenger RNA, 507 nt
Organism: Solanum tuberosum (potato)
Lineage: Eukaryota; Viridiplantae; Streptophyta; Magnoliopsida; Solanales; Solanaceae
Product: pectinesterase inhibitor-like
Exons: 1
Coding region: 1-507 (168 amino acids)
Biological process (GO): negative regulation of catalytic activity
Molecular function (GO): pectinesterase inhibitor activity
Source: RefSeq, a predicted model, not a curated record